AUGUUUCUGUCCCGUUACCCGAGGGCGGGCAGUGCCCUGGGAAAGGUGGUGCUGUCUGAGCCUGCCUCUUGCCAGGCCGUGCUCAUCAGAGUCCCUUCAGGGCCAUGUCACCAGGACACGCGGGUUUCUGAGCCUGCCUCUUGCCAGGCCGUGCUCAUCAGAGUCCCUUCAGGGCCAUGUCACCAGGACACGCGGGUUUCUGAGCCUGCCUCUUGCCAGGCCGUGCUCAUCAGAGUCCCUUCAGGGCCAUGUCACCAGGACACGCGGGUUUCUGAGCCUGCCUCUUGCCAGGCCGUGCUCAUCAGAGUCCCUUCAGGGCCAUGUCACCAGGACACGCGGGUUUCUGAGCCUGCCUCUUGCCAGGCCGUGCUCAUCAGAGUCCCUUCAGGGCCAUGUCACCAGGACACGCGGGUUUCUGAGCCUGCCUCGCUCCCUGGCCGCGCUCUCCGUCACAUCCCCGCGCACGCUCUGGUGCGUGAGGCGCUGAGGGGAAAACGCGGAUGGGUCCGGCCUCGGAGGAGCGAGUGGCCGCGGGUGAACGGCGACGGUGCUGGAGGUGAAGAGGUGCCGGCCACCCCCGGCGAGAGCGGCUGCUCAGCCGGGGCAGGCGGGGUGAGGCUCUGCGGGGAAGGGCAGGGAGCGCGGAGGCUGCCGGUGUGUGCGGCUGUGGGGACCCGCGGGCCGAGCACGGCCUGCGGGAUGUGCUGCUGUGCAGCGCGCCGUGGAGCUGCGGCCGCACCGCACCCGCCGGGCUCACCGCUGUGA
Molecule: messenger RNA, 765 nt
Organism: Cinclus cinclus
Lineage: Eukaryota; Metazoa; Chordata; Aves; Passeriformes; Cinclidae
Product: protein KPLCE-like
Exons: 1
Coding region: 1-765 (254 amino acids)
Source: RefSeq, a predicted model, not a curated record